CCCUACUUAGGGUUCCAAAGCUUCUUUCAAUCUCUGACUUCAUUUUGCACCACUCCGCUGUCUCUGCGCACCCCGAAGAAGACCCUUGAGGAAAUAGACUCAGUGCGUUGCUGCAAAGAUGGUGACGGCGAAGAAGACUAAGAAGUCUCAUGAGGGAAUCAACAGCAGAUUGGCUCUGGUGAUGAAGAGUGGAAAGUACACUCUAGGGUACAAAUCCGUUCUUAAGUCCCUUCGCAGCUCCAAAGGUAAGUUGAUACUUAUAUCCAACAACUGCCCGCCAUUGCGGAGGUCGGAGAUUGAAUACUAUGCUAUGCUUGCUAAAGUUGGAGUCCACCACUACAAUGGAAACAACGUCGAUCUGGGUACAGCCUGCGGAAAAUACUUCCGUGUGUCGUGUCUCAGCAUCGUCGAUCCGGGUGACUCUGACAUCAUCAAGGCACUUCCUGGCGAUCAGUGAUUCAAGAGUGUGUUUUGUGGCGAUCCUAUGAUCUCUCAAUCCCUGAUCAUAUAUAUUUACCUUCACAAGGCUUAUGUAGGUGGUUUUGGUGGCUGAAACUCCUUUCGGUUUAAAUUAAAGGGAUGAGUUUUCCUCUCUCUCUAGUUUCUAUUCGCAA
Molecule: messenger RNA, 614 nt
Organism: Tarenaya hassleriana
Lineage: Eukaryota; Viridiplantae; Streptophyta; Magnoliopsida; Brassicales; Cleomaceae
Product: putative 60S ribosomal protein L30-1
Exons: 6
Coding region: 119-457 (112 amino acids)
Cellular component (GO): cytosolic large ribosomal subunit
Molecular function (GO): structural constituent of ribosome; RNA binding
Source: RefSeq, a predicted model, not a curated record